AUGGCCACAACUUUUGUCCUCCUUCUUUUAUCAGUUGCUAUAAUUGAAUCCAAGGCAGGAGUUCUAGGAUUUGGAAUUAUCUUGACAGUCACUUUGUCUAGCUGCAUCAGGGGUAAAAUAUGGUCUCCACAUGAUAUGACCAUGAUCUCUCUGAGUUUAUUCAGGUUCAUUUUGCAGUCCUGGACUAUUCUGAAUAUGUUCUUAAUUAUAUUUUGUGAUACCUCCUAUUAUGAAGAAAAUGUGUUUGUAGUUCUCAAGACAGUCUAUAUGUUUCUGAACUACUCCAGCCUCUGGUCUGGUGCGUGGCUUAGUGUCUUCUAUUGUGUCAAGGUUGCCAGUUUUACACAGUCCUUCUUCAUCUGGCUGAAGCAAACAAUUGUCAGUCUUGUGCCCUGGUUGUUGAUCACAUCGUCACUCUACUCCUUCACAACUGCACUUCCAUUUGCCUGGGGUGCCUACAGCGUGCACAACUUCACUGCUCCUUUAACCAUGUCAAACUCUUCAGAAACAGGAGUCACAAGGAAAGACAGUGUGACUUUAUUGAUUCUUCUCUGUAAUGCAGACAUAGGUUUGCCUUUAAUAUUGUCUGUUGUUUCAAGUAUCCUUCUGAUUCGGUCUCUGUGGGUGCACACCAGGCAAAGUAAUGCAAGUGGCUUCAGGGAUCCCAGCUUAGAGGCCCAUAUGAGUGCCAUCAAAUCAGUCUGUUCCUUCCUUAUUAUCUACAUUACAUAUUUUAUUUGUUUGCUCCUCCUAAUGUGCAAUACUUUUUUACCCUCAGGUAUUGGGAAAUCCAUAUGCACAGUUGUAAUGGUUGCCUGUCCUGCAGGAUGCUCAAUGGUCCUAAUCUGGAGCAAUCCCAAAUUUCGAGAGGUCCCAGCUAGGAUUUUGCACCACACAAACUGUCAUGUCAGAACUAGAUUCCGGUAA
This is a messenger RNA of Empidonax traillii (willow flycatcher), 927 nucleotides long. RefSeq names its product taste receptor type 2 member 40-like. Bases 1 to 927 code for a protein of 308 amino acids. Gene Ontology annotation, molecular function: G protein-coupled receptor activity; bitter taste receptor activity. The transcript has a single exon. Gene Ontology annotation, biological process: G protein-coupled receptor signaling pathway; sensory perception of taste; detection of chemical stimulus involved in sensory perception of bitter taste. Gene Ontology annotation, cellular component: membrane. The record is from RefSeq and is a predicted model, not a curated record. NCBI's taxonomy places the organism in Eukaryota, Metazoa, Chordata, Aves, Passeriformes, Tyrannidae.